This is a messenger RNA of Verruconis gallopava, 3711 nucleotides long. RefSeq lists its product as uncharacterized. The coding region runs from base 727 to 2196 and encodes 489 amino acids. Gene Ontology annotation, biological process: intracellular signal transduction. NCBI's taxonomy places the organism in Eukaryota, Fungi, Ascomycota, Dothideomycetes, Venturiales, Sympoventuriaceae. The record is from RefSeq and is a predicted model, not a curated record. The transcript is spliced from 4 exons.
CUUAAACGUGCCCGUCUUCCCCCAUCUUAAACCGUAUCGCCAGCGUCGGAGCCCGAUUUUAUUUUUCCCUUUCCUUCCCCAUUUUUGCAUGCGUAUCUGUCUCGCCUGUCCUUUCGUCCCUUUCUCUUCCACACUCCUCGUCUCACGCCCCCCCUUCGCGUUGGGACUCACAGAAUCACGUUCCACCCCCAAUUCCUGCUUUCCAGCGUCGGCUUGGUGUGCGUUAAGAGACACUCACGCACACCAACCUGAUCAGAUCUGCUGAGAUCCUGCUGCCACCAAUCCCCGGAACCGCUUACCUCCCAAGAUUCCUCGUGGCCCUCUCUGGGUCUCGUAACCCUGGAUCCCUCAUCGGCUCAACGUCGAGCAGACCGACGGUCUCCUAGUCGCAAGCCUUCGACGCGGUCAGUAGGGAAGAUCCUGUCUUCCUGGCUCCCACGCGACGGUUCCGGCUACCAGGACUCCCGAUCCAACAGAGCGUUGCAGCAGCACCACCACCACCACCACCAUCAACAGCCGUGCAAUCCUAACACCGUGUCACCGUACCACGGCGACGACCUCUCCACCCCGUCCACCACCUCGCUCGUAACGAACUUGUCUCCCAGCGAAACACACUCCGAACUCAUCAAGGACCAUCACUCGCACCCAGACAGACGCGACUCCUACUCCGACUCUACCAUCUCGCAAUUCGAACCGUCCGAGCCGUUCGAGCGCACCGAGCGCAAGAUGCACCAGACUUCGUCGCGCCUGCUCCGUAUGACGGACGAUGACCGGCCGUUCACAAGGGACUUCAAAGACCUCUUCUCGACCCUCAUGGUCUCGCUACCGCUGACGCCUCAUCGAGUACGAUUUGCCAAGAUUGAUCACACAUUCACUUCUGAGGAGGCGGUGACGAAUUUGGGGUCGCUCAAGUUCUCGCAGUCAAACCGCAUGCCAGAUCCGAAGGAUCCCUCGCGAAUAGUCACCACAACAACGACCACGACCUUCUCGAUGGCAAAGGAAAUGGCACGCUCCGUGUGUCAGAAGUUUUUGGAGGCUCGCUUUGUCGAGUCCGCCGACGGCAAGAACGAUUUCACUUCCAAAAGUGCGGUGUGGCAGCUCACGCCAAAGGGCAUGCACAUUCUACAGCGCUUCUGCCAACGCAACGGAAUCCAACAGCGGCACGUGUUUGAGCUUCUGAACUCGUCUCGAAACACCAUGAACCUCGUCAUUCUUGAGCGGGAACCUGAAACCGACAAGCUACAUCGUGAUCAAGCAACCGUCGAGGUCGUCUUCCGGCGGUUUGUUGGUACCGAGCCCAACGUCAAGAACAGUAUUUCGAGUUCUGAUUCAGACUCAUUGAGCGAAUACCAGACGGGUUUGGUCGGUGUGAAGAUGGCCAAGGAACGCAAGGUUGGAGACAGGGUAUAUUACAACACGUUCACCGGCAAAGCGGUCGUCGACUGGCUCAUGGAUUGCUGCACGAUGGUCGAUCGGCGAGAGACGAUCGAGCUGGCGCAGCUCUUCUGCGAUCACGGCCUCAUAGCCUGCGUUGACAACCCUAACAGCGCACGAUUUUCGCAGUCGAAGAGCUCAAUUUACACCGUCACGGAGAAGGGUCAACGCGUUGCAGGCUGGGUGACCUCGUCCAAGUCCUCAGGGAACCCCGACGCCCACGUAAACGGCUCUCGCGCACGCGAGGGCCCCACGCGAGAUUCGAACACGAACCGGAUGACCGUCAUCCUACAAGAUCCGGCUCUACGGCUUCUGUUCCGCGAAUUCCUCCGAGACACGCACUGCGAAGAGAACCUGGCGUUCUACCUCGACGUUCGAGACUUCCUGGCCAAUUACAAUGCUGCAAAGCGACAACAGACCGUGCCCAAGCUAGAAAUCAUCCGCGAAACGCUGGCAGCGGCGUAUGGGUUGUACAAUGCCUUCCUCGCGCCUGGUUCGCCGUGUGAGCUCAAUAUUGACCACUCCCUGCGCACUUCGCUCGCUGCACGCAUGACCCGCGCGGUCGACGACGACGAUGCAAUGGUCAAGAGCUUGGACGAGGUCGCCACGCUGUUCGAUCAAGCACAGAACUCCGUGUUCAAGCUCAUGGCUAGUGACUCCGUCCCGAAGUUCUUGCGUGAGCCAAAGUACGCGAACAUCCUUCGGGAGCGCAACCUCGACGGCCAAGUGGCCGUGACAAAUGGUCGUGCAGUUUCGGGGUGAGACCGGCGAACGGAGUGUCUCGUUGUGCACAAGACGCUAGACUGCUUUGUCCAACGACAUAUCGGCCGCUCUCUCUUACCCAAAUCUCCUCCUCUUCCCUCAACCCCCCCGACCACGGAUCUCAGCUCCAAACCAUCACGGGUGAACAAAGUUUGGACAGCCCCGGUUCUCCACGACAGGAGAUGUUUCCCCAAAAUCGUGGGUGCGCCGUGCCCCCGGGCGUACUGCGACGGGCGCAUUUCCUUUGCGACUGCAAUGCAAGUAAUUUUAGCAAGAACGAUUAGGGCUGUGGAUGCACUUGGAUCGACAUUCUCGGCUCCGAAUUUCAUUUACGAGGCCGACCGGCUUGACACGUGAGAUGGAGUCAGAGCUUCAUGAAAUGCCCCCCCCCGGGGCAGUGCGCGUAUGUACAUCAUCAACAUGCGUAGAACGAUUCAUGGUCCAAAGGGGGCCCCAUCUACACAAACAAAACACGAUGUGCCUUGACGACACGGGUGCCGCUGACUCGGACGACGAGUGGUUUUUUUUGUGACUCUGAGCAUUUGUUUUUUGUACUAUCAUUUUCGGCAAACGGUUGACUAAUUGUGCCUCUGCCAUGUUCUCGCCUCAAUCAGGCUGAUUAUUUCGUGAUUCUAACGGUUUCUUUGGUCCCACGGGACAAAAAUUUUUUGUUCAUUCUCCCCAUUUUUUCGGCUGCUUUUUUUGCACUUCAACCGGGGCAAAGCAUGGAAUCUGGAGGGCGGGCUCUUUUUGCGUUUAUGGGUCACCAAGUCCUGCAUUAGAAGGGUACUGGCUCUCCUGAGGAGACGACAGCAAACUGCAUUAUUCAUCAUCCAACCAUUACAGCGAACACAAACGCGCGGGGAAUGCCAAACCUGCAGGCUAGACUUCUAUUUUUGUGGCGUUUAGAGAGAGAGAGAGAGAGAGAGAGAGACGAAAACAAAAAGAGAACCAAAGGUAUACCUUCCAAUUCUUCUUCAUCCGUUGGCCGUGUUUCUUUCUUCUCUCGUAUUAUCUUGUCCGCUAGAAUGGUAUAAGAGGAGUCUCUAUUGCAGCACGCCGGCGUCACGUCCUCCACAACGUUGAUCCUACACCUGAGACAGCACUCGUGCGCUCCGGCCUCCACAAACCAUCUAUACGAGCGGUCAACCUACUUCAGCAUAAAGUUGGGAGGUCAAUGAGUACUCCGUCCGGCCCUGACCCCGUACAGUUCACUGUCAGGUUGAUGCCAUAUUGAAAGCAUACCGGUUUGAGGCUAUGCAUGGAUUGGCAGCCACACAGAUCAAGAAAGAGAACGAGCACCGGCGGAAACCAUCAGAACGGUAUUUGGAAUAUGAUUCGAAUCCGUUACACGUUCAAACCAGAUCCUUGGAAAAGCAUACUGAUUUUUUUUCUUUUUUUUCUAAUCCGGAAAUAGACGAAGAACGACGGGUUGUAGUGGGGUAAACAAGGACGGAUGGGAAAGGUGUGUUACAACACUUUUUUUUGCUGUGGAGUCGACGACCAAUCUACCGU